ACUGUACUAACUCUCUGGAGGCUAGUAAACUCCGAAUCGUGAAGCAGCCUACGUUCGAUCCAAACACCCUACUUACGCAUACCACUUUGCAUCGCAUACCACUUUGCAUCGCAUCGUUGCAGUUCGCAGAGGCGCUUUGGCUUCGCGUCGACCCACGUUGUUGCAAAGGAGUCCACAUACCGACUGUUUAGUUUCCCUUUUGGUCGCUCCGGAACUUCGAUGAUGCUCUCUCUGGUCUUCAGUACCAUUGUCAUCGUAUGGACUACAUCUGUCGUUGCGCGCGGUGAGGCGGGGUUUUACCCUGCCUGUACUAGAUGCGCUCACACGGAUGUCGCAUGUCUCAGUACAUGCACCACUAGCACGUUCCUUCUCCAGAUCACGAACGUUGAUUCUAUCAAUAAACAGGCUUUCGGUGAUGUUCUCUGUCAGGCCAGCGUUACUGACAUCGUAACAGCCGCAGGUAAUGGUUCUGCUCAGAGUCCCAGCGCUGGAUCUACCCAAAACACAGGGCUGCCAAACAGCCCCGCCCGCAGUGGAGGGGCGAACACGGGUCAAUUGAACCCCCAACCCGAUCAGAACACAGUCAUUGCUGGGACCGCAAACCAGGGUGCGACGGUGGCAAAUCCAUCGGGAGGUGGGGUUGUCCCAGGGCUAGGUGGAACAGGCGAUGCAAUUGGUUUGACUCAAGGAAAUCAGAAUCAAAAUCCCGGAGGAUCUGGAGGUCUCGGGCAAGGUCAAGGUGGAACAGGCGAUGCGACUGAUUUGACUCAAGGAAAUCAGAACCAGAAUCCCGGAGGAACUGCAGGUCUCGGGCAAGGCCAAGGUGGUUCUGGUGGACAACUCGCACAACCCGUUCUACCCCCAAUUGGUGGUAGUCCUCCAAAUCAGGAUACGAACCCGCCUGCAGGUUCUUCACACGAAGAUUCAACUUCGGAUGUGACAAACCCGUGGUGGCUCUCAGGAAGCGCUGCCGGCGGAGACCCGGAUAUUGCGAUAUCGAUCUUCACAUCGCAAAGAAAUGCGCAAUGUUUCCGAAACAAUGGGUUCGAUCUAUUCCAAAACGGUACUUGUUUCUAUUGUAGCGCCGGACGGAAGUGGGUCAAUCCUGGUUUGGCAAUCACCAAUGAAGCUGCGGUCAGGAAUGGUUUCAACGGCACACUUGAUGAAGAGGGGGGGGGAACCAUGAAGACUCGCCUCUAUAGUCUCGAUGGAGUCACGAUAAACAAAACGCUCGUCUGGUUUUCCGCGAAGACCGCUUUCCAGACGCCCGCUUGUUUGGAUAUUCGGCAAGGGGAGGUUUUUCAAAUAGACUUCAACUUCGACACAAUACCUCGAAAGAUUUUCAAAGUUAAUGUCGCAAACAAUCUGGAUUUGAUCGUUGGUUUUAUCGAAUGGCGGAGUGUGCUUGAUAUUUAUAUGUGGGAAUUCAGUGCCAGCCAACAUUUCAUCGUACCUCAAGAAAAUCGAGAGCACCCGGCAUGGGUAUGGGAUGCACCGGCUGGGUCAGGAAUAGAGAUUCUAGAGCGCACCAGCGGACGCUGCCUGGAUAUAGGAGGGAUCGAUCUGUUCAAUAAUGGUUUGAAUCUGAUGACUGUCUUUUGCGACGUGACCCCCCACGGUAAACUGUUUCUAGUUGACACUGAACGUCCCCGUCUUCGCGAUAGGUACCUGCUUCACUUGCGGCUUGUUUUUCGGCUGGGCGUCGCCACACGCGCUUGUGCCUCACCUCGACGCGCAACUUUCCUACAAAUGGGAUGGCACCGCGCAGCGACAGCUUGGACAAGGUCCAUUCCUCAAAGCGAACGAAAUAGGGGCAACAGAGGCCUAUGUGAGGCCCAUCGCACCAACGGCGGGCGGUGAUGGGGCUUGGCGCCCUGUGUGUCUCGAUGGCGCAGUCAGUGUAAUGGAAGAGGACAUAUCAAAGCCCGGAAGUCGGAGUCCAAAUCAAUUAUCUGGAGGAGUGUUCUCAGGCGUCACAGGGGUAUACGACUUCGAUACUAGAUUCGG
Fimicolochytrium jonesii is the source of this 2007-nucleotide messenger RNA. RefSeq lists its product as uncharacterized. NCBI's taxonomy places the organism in Eukaryota, Fungi, Chytridiomycota, Chytridiomycetes, Spizellomycetales, Powellomycetaceae. The transcript has 4 exons. Bases 220 to 1860 code for a protein of 546 amino acids. The record is from RefSeq and is a predicted model, not a curated record.